This is a messenger RNA of Danaus chrysippus (African queen), 495 nucleotides long. Lineage: Eukaryota; Metazoa; Arthropoda; Insecta; Lepidoptera; Nymphalidae. The record is from the annotation of a GenBank genome assembly.
AUGGCUCAAACAGCGGGCGUAAAGCCCAUGACCAUAACCGGACGGGUUGCUUCUGAAAGGGAAAGAUGCAUUGGCAUGACUGAUGUCGAAAGGGCCUGGCGAAAGCAAUGGCUUCAAGAUCAGAUCUUAUCCUCAAACGAGCCAGUACAUGUAGAAGAAUAUUGGAGAGAACGUACCAACCCCAUUCGUAGAUUUUACCGCAAACCUUUAGAUGUCAUAUUUACAAGUCUCACUCCUGUAUUGGGAGCAAGUCGAGCUGCUGAUUACCGUUACAUUGCUGGGAAACUCGGCUUGAUGGCUGUAGGUGCUCUAUGUAUCCAUUACUAUUUCAAAUACAACGGCAAUAAUUGGACUAAGAAGGGAGGUUGGCGUACAGUGAGAACUAAGCCAAUGGUAUUGCCGGGACAACCUGGCUUUCCAUUUAAAUCGGAUCGCACUAAGGAUUCUGACUAUGCUGACAGAGGUUUCAGCCAAUCGCCUCUUCAUGCUAAGUAA